CACUCACAACUCUCACGUUGUGCUUUUUUUUUUUAGUUGACACUAUAUAAAUAUUCAUUAAAUAAGAUACCAAGAAACGUGAACUUGGGAGACCCUGUAAGAAUCAGGAAAUUUCAAACUCAUUAUUGAAGCUCUUUACUCACAGGGCUUUAAUCCAAAUGCCCUCCUUAACUCCUACUCCUCCUGCCUUUCUCUGUGUCACCACAGAGUGAGUGAGCUUCCCUGGUGGCUCAGACCGUAAAGAAUCUGCCUGCAAUGUGGAAGAUCCCCUGGAGAAGGAAAUGGCUACCCACUCCAGUAUUCUUGCCUGGAGAAUCCCAUGGACAGAGAAGCCUGGCAGGCAAUACAGUCCGUGGGGUCGCAAAGAGUCUUACACGACUGAGCGCCUAGCACUUCACUUCAUCCCACCUCCUGGCGUUGUCCCCUCCCCUGGAAGGCCCAUAAUCUCCUUGCACGUCAGCCUCCUCUCCUCAGAAGUGAUUAAGGGGCUCGGCUCCAAAGCGAUUAAAGGAGCAGUCUGUGGGGUGCACUGGGCAGGGGUGCUCUACUGAGUUCUACUGCCCUGCAUUCUAGAAUCAGCACCCAUGGCCCUUGUGCCGGGGAGCAGUGAGGAUGGGCCUUGGCCUAGAGAUAGCCCAGGCUCUUCCCAGCAUGCAGAAAGUCCUAGACUGACCAACCGGCUUUGGAAGGAGAGAGGGGAAAUUGACAGGGUUGAAGGUCACCAGGAUGUUCAGGUUAGUACUUUCCCACCUUGUGUCCUGCUGUUGGUUCACCCUCCACUUCGGCCUGGUUCCCCUGCUGUGCCCAUCCAGGUUAUGUGUCCGCAGACACGCCUCCCCUCCAUUGUGGUGGAAGCCUCUGAGGUGAGUGAAGAGAGUGGGGAGCUCCGGUGGCCACACGAGGAGCUGCUGCUGCUGACUGACGAUGAGGAAGAGGAGGUCGAGGUGUUCUUCCAGGACCAAAGUGAAGAACCAGGCUGGACUUGGAGCUCCCUGGACCCUAAGUCUCCCUUAAGAACCUUUAACCCAGAACUCAGCUGGGGGCAGGAACGGGUAGAUCAAGAUGCUUCCUGGAUCCCAGAGGACACAGACUGUCAGGAAGCCCCCAAUCCCUGUCCUCUCUGGGACCCACCAUCAAGCUCCCAUGUCUGCAAAAGCUGCUUUGUGGAAUAUUCCCAUUUCCUGCCUCCCAGGAGCUGUGAGGGUAAGUAUCACUUUCUCCCUCAAACAUUUUACCUAGGUUUUUGA
This is a messenger RNA of Bubalus bubalis (water buffalo), 1247 nucleotides long. RefSeq names its product LBH domain containing 1 (gene LBHD1). The record is from RefSeq and is a predicted model, not a curated record. Lineage: Eukaryota; Metazoa; Chordata; Mammalia; Artiodactyla; Bovidae. The transcript has 2 exons. Bases 585 to 1247 code for a protein of 220 amino acids. Gene Ontology annotation, biological process: positive regulation of DNA-templated transcription. Gene Ontology annotation, cellular component: nucleus.